Messenger RNA from Saccostrea cuccullata (small rock oyster), 904 nucleotides. Its product is annotated as testis-specific serine/threonine-protein kinase 1-like. Gene Ontology annotation, molecular function: protein serine/threonine kinase activity; ATP binding. Gene Ontology annotation, cellular component: cytoplasm. Gene Ontology annotation, biological process: protein phosphorylation; intracellular signal transduction. The coding region runs from base 11 to 871 and encodes 286 amino acids. NCBI's taxonomy places the organism in Eukaryota, Metazoa, Mollusca, Bivalvia, Ostreida, Ostreidae. The record is from RefSeq and is a predicted model, not a curated record. The transcript has a single exon.
UUCAAGAAAGAUGAAUGUUAAAGAGACGUUGACUUCCCGCGAGUUUCUGCGAUUAGCGGAUUUUCUGUCUUCAAAUGGUUACAGACUAGGUCCAAAGAUUGGCGAAGGAACCUAUUCCAGUGUAAGAAUUGCUGAAAGAACAAGAGACGGGGAAAUUUUGGCUGUAAAAAUGAUUAACAAAAGAAAUGCGAAGAAAAAGUAUGUUACAAAGUUUUUGCCUAGGGAACUGGAAAUUUCAACUCUUGUAAAUCAUCCGAAUAUUAUAUUCACUCAUGAUGUACUGUAUCAAGGUGAAUCCGUUUACAUUAUGAUGGACUACGCUGGGAAAGGCGAUUUACUGCAGUUAAUUAAUACGUGCGGCUCUUUAUCAGAAGAGGAUGCUAAGCGAAUGUUUAGAGAAAUGACAGAAGCUGUAAAAUACUUGCAUGAUCUCGGAAUAACACAUCGUGAUUUAAAAUGUGAAAAUAUUUUAAUUAUGCGAGACAAAAGAGUAACUGUUUCUGACUUUGGCUUUUCUCGUUUGUAUCUGGAUCAGCAGCGUAAUGCUGUCAUGUGCCAGACAUACUGCGGCAGCAGGGCGUAUGCUUCCCCGGAACUUCUGCGUGGAUUGCCUUAUGACCCAAGAACUAAUGAUAUAUGGAGUUUAGGGGUCAUUCUUUUCAUUAUGAUCUGUGGGAAAAUGCCUUUUGAUGAUAGGAAUAUCAAAGAACUGCUGAAAAAACAGGUUUCUGAAGGCAUUUCCAUCCCCGACACAGUGAAAGAAAGGAUUUCAUCUCGAUGUCUAGAACUUAUCCAUCAAAUUCUUGAACCAAAUGCAAAAUCAAGGAUAAAGAUUUGGAAUAUUCUACAGAGCGAUUGGUUAAAAACAUAAUGUUGUCUUAGUAUAUAUUUCCAUUUUAAUAUG